AUUACUACAGUUACUGCCGAGAUAUAAUCCAGACUGUUUACGACAUUGAAAGGUUGCGUGCGACAUUAUUAAAAUAUUAAAAUAUUAAAAUAUUAUUAAUAUUCUAUUAUAUAAUGACGAGCAUUAAUAAUACAUUAAAAAACUUGACUCUCAAUUCUGAGAAUAAAACAACAAUAGUUGAAGCAAACAGAAAAGAAAAUCCGGAUAAAUAUAAAUUAGUACUAUUGUUAAAAAGUACGUACGAUAAAAAUUUGUUUCAUAAUGAUUUCGAUACAUGGACUAUAGAGGAGCAACAUCACUGGAUAAACAAGAAUCUCUCAAAAUUCUACCCAAAUGUGCCGGAGACUUUGCUGGAAUAUAUACCGGCUUCUUUUCAUCAACUUGAUUUUGAUCGGUCAUCGGUGAACGUGCCUGAAUGGUUGGACAUGGAUAAGUAUCGUAGAGGGCAAAAAUUUGUACGCGAGAAUUAUGCCUCAAUUAUGUUUUCUAAAUUACUGGGCAUUAUUCACGUUUAUUCAUUCAACGAUGACUUAAAACCAAUUAUUAUAGGAGGACAUGGUCACACGCCAUUUUUAGGAUUUCAAAGAUAUCUAUCGACUAUAAAGCGGAUAAGCAGCUGGUAUAGCGGAGAGCCGUGGAUUAAAGGAACGCAAGCCUAUAAAGACUUGCAGGUUGCGAAUAAGUUGCAUUUAAUGAUGAGAAGAAAAUUGUGUCAAAUGGAUAAUGAGCAAAUCGACGCUAUAUCAAAAAUUACGGAGCCAUGGUGCCCAGAUCAUGAAAUACUUCUCCAGGAUUUUGCUAUGGCUUGUCCAUUUGAAAAAUUCGGCCAGCAGCCUCAUAUUAUGAUAAGCGAAUCACCAUAUAGACCAAAAGGAAUAAAUAAUACGGACUUGGUAGCUAUACAAACGGCUUUCGUAGGUAUGGUUUUGCUACGACCACAAGAUAUUGGAAUACACAACGCGACCGACAAAGAUAUAGAUGCCUUUUGUCACAUGUGGAGAUGCUAUGGAUAUUUUCUCGGAUUGGAAGACAAGUACAACUUCUUCCGUGGUAGUUUUGAAGAAAUAAAACAACGCUCACGAGAUUUUUAUCAAUAUUGGAUAACAUCUAAUUUCAAGAAUAUUACACCCGAAUGGGAACAUAUGACAAGAUGUGUCAUCGAACCAAUGAAUUUUUAUCCUUUUGUAUAUUUACCUUAUAAAAUGAUGAUAUUAAUUGCUUCAGACUUAUUAGAUUUAAACAUGCCGCGUUUAUAUGCAUCGCUCAGUUAUUCAGAAUGGAUCGCUUAUAAAGUUUACAAAUUUAUAUUUCAACAUGCUUUGAAAUUAUCCUUCAUAAGAGAAUUUUUUAACAAAUUAUUAAUCCAUGCAUUAAAUAAAGCGUCAAAUUACAACUCAGAAAAAAAAGUAGAACUUCAAGAACGAUCAAAGAAACUGUUAUCGAGUUUAAACGGAUCUACCAGAGUACUUUAAUAAUUAAUAUCUUGUAUAUGUGUGUAAAUAAUAAAACAAAAAGUGUAUCUUU
Cataglyphis hispanica is the source of this 1524-nucleotide messenger RNA. RefSeq lists its product as uncharacterized. Lineage: Eukaryota; Metazoa; Arthropoda; Insecta; Hymenoptera; Formicidae. The transcript is spliced from 4 exons. The coding region runs from base 114 to 1472 and encodes 452 amino acids. The record is from RefSeq and is a predicted model, not a curated record.